AUGACAUGGCAGUACGAGAGCAAAGUAUGGCGCAACCGAGCAAAAGCAUCAGUGACAGACACAGCAAAGCAGCUCCUCGGGGACCUACAAACAAAGCGGGAACUCUUGAGCUCCAGCGGGCCCAUCGUCUUUGUCGCACACAGUUUGGGGGGAAUUAUUGUGAAACAGGCAAGAAUCGCUUAG
This is a messenger RNA of Podospora anserina S mat+, 183 nucleotides long. RefSeq lists its product as uncharacterized. The record is from RefSeq and is a predicted model, not a curated record. NCBI's taxonomy places the organism in Eukaryota, Fungi, Ascomycota, Sordariomycetes, Sordariales, Podosporaceae. The transcript has a single exon. Bases 1 to 183 code for a protein of 60 amino acids.